AGCUAGAGAGAGAGAGGGGGAGAGAGAGCGAUCUGCGGAGAUUACACAGAGUUUCAGUGGUGCGCUCCCGGGACGAAGGAAGACUAGAGGCCGCCGUCACACGCGAAAAGCCCAGAGACAGUCGGGCACGGUAACAGAGCACCGACUACCUACAGCUUAUCGAUAAGAAGCAAGGCAACACAAAGACGGGAGCCAGGAUUGGAGCCGAAGUGGCCGUCGCAUCUCCUGUCGAAGAAAUCCGGUCCUCAGCAGGAAAAGACCGUUCAGAGAGUCCGGCGUUCAGAGAGCCCGGCGUUCAGCUACGAGCGAGAGGAAGAUGAGCAGAGGAGCGUCUCUGAAUGCAGCUGAAGAGAAUUAAAUCCAAACUGAGGAAUUAUUACAACGACUGAACUCAUUCCUGUGGAUUUUUCUGCUACCUUUUUUUACCAUCUCUAUUUUUAGAGAGUCAUUCAUCUUUUAGUUGGACAGUGAGCAUCACAGUAAUGUUUGACCUCGACAUCUGCCUGAUAGAUGAAAGACUUGGUAGUUUUUUUUCUUUGUAAACCUUUUGACCACCGAGUUUGAGAGAAUCUCUGGGAGCCAAAGGGAAUUUUGUUUUACUUUAAAUCUGUGAAGUCGCUUUCAUUUUCAGUUUGUGUCUUUUCCUUUUCUUUCUUAGUAAAAGAAGAAAAGGAGGUGACUGACAAAAGUUUUUCUAACAGGAACUUGAAUAUCAUCAUUUGCAUUCCUGUUUUCACAAGGGGACAAAUCUUCCCUUGUGUGUGUGAGACAGAGUGUGUGUUUGUGUAGAUACAUUAGCGUGUAUCAGGGGACAAAACCCAGCCCUGUGUGUCUCUUCUGGGAAAAUGGGAUCAGAAAAGGACUCAGAGUCACCUCACUCCUCCGUGAGCGGCGUCCCCAACCCUAAGUGCCGUGCGGCGGGCAAACGCCAGAGUCGCAUCUCCUUUCACAGCCUCUUCCACAGCAAACGGGGCUCUCGGGGCACCAGGGGCCCCAAAGGUGGAGCAGCCACCCCUUUAUCCCAUCAUCUCAACACACAACAACAGCAUCUCCCUUCUGCCUUGAGCUCAGCACCUGCCGCAGCUUCUGCUACACCCACCACAACCACCACCACAGUCGCCACGACCCCACAUGAUGCUGCCUCCAGCAGCCCCUCAAAGCCACUCUCCUCCAGUGAGCCGUCUCUGGGUGGAGCCCCCUCCUCUGGGGAGGCCAACCUUCUGGAGUGUCCCCUGUGCCUGGUGCGCCAGCCCGCCGACCAGCUCCCCGAGCUGCUGGGGUGCAGCCACCGCUCCUGCCUCUGCUGCCUGCGGCAGUACCUCCGCAUUGAGAUCACAGAGAGUCGAGUCCAGCUCAGCUGCCCUGAGUGUGCAGAGAGACUGGUCCCACAACAGGUGGCAGACAUCUUGAAUGACGCGGCCCUGCUGGAGAAGUAUGAGGAGUUCCUACUGCGGAGGUGCCUCGCCUCUGACCCAGACUGCCGAUGGUGCCCUGCACCUGACUGCGGAUUUGCUGUCAUAGCCUCAGGCUGUGCCAGCUGUCCCAGGUUGGUGUGUCGCAGAGAAGGCUGUGGUGCCGAGUUCUGCUACCACUGCAAACAGGCCUGGCAUCCCAACCAGACCUGUGACUCCGCCCGCCAACAGAGGGCGCAGUCCCUGCACACCCAUAGCAACCAUUCACCCAGCUAUACACAGGAGCAGGGACCCGCUGAUGACAUCAAGCCCUGCCCUCGCUGUGGUGCCUACAUCAUCAAGAUGAAUGAUGGGAGCUGCAAUCACAUGACCUGCGCCGUCUGCGGCUGUGAGUUCUGCUGGCUCUGCAUGAAGGAGAUUUCCGACCUGCACUACCUCAGUCCAUCUGGCUGUACGUUCUGGGGGAAGAAGCCUUGGAGUAGGAAGAAGAAGAUUUUGUGGCAGCUGGGCACCCUGAUUGGAGCUCCAGUCGGUAUCACUCUCAUCGCAGGCAUCGCUGUUCCCGCCAUGGUCAUUGGCAUCCCCGUUUACGUCGGCCGCAAGAUCCACGCCCACUACGAGCUGAAGAAGUCGUCUCGUCACAGGAGGAACCUGGCCAUCACAGGAGGUGUGGCCCUGUCCAUCAUAACUGCUCCGGUCAUCGCAGCUGUCAGCGUCGGUAUUGGUGUGCCCAUCAUGUUAGCCUACGUGUACGGUGUGGUGCCCAUUUCUUUGUGUCGCGGAGGAGGCUGUGGUGUCAGCAGAGGGAAGGGACGAGGUGUACGGAUCGACUUUGAUGAGGACGAUGGUCCAAUCACAGUGGCAGAUGCGUGGCGAGCCCUCAAGUCACCGAGCCUCGGUGAGAGCAGUCUGGACGGGGCUGUCAGCGGUUUGAGUACCACCUCCCCCAGCGAAGGUCUCUCUGUGGCCCCUGGGAAUCUGGGUGAUACACCCCACUUUAACACCCUGGCAGGCGGAGCCCUGGGAACACGCACCGGCAAGUACAGCAGGCUGGAGGCGCAGGCAGGGGAGUUGGCUAAAGAGUCGGCCCAGAGGGAGACAGGCAGCCUGGGAGCAGGGAGCGACUGUGCCAGCACCCGUGGAAUGGCCGGAUCCAUCAUCUCCUCCUACACACUACCUGACAGGGAGUGCACCAACCUGGAGAUCCAGGUGGACAUCGAGACCAAACCCAGCCAUCUCUGCCUGACUAGCGAAGAGGACCUAACACCGCCCCCGGGCUCUGCUGCUAUGGCGACCGUCUCAGGAGGGGAAGAGCCUCAGGACUGCAGCUCCCGAAGGGGCGGAGCUUUGUCUGGCUCUGCGUUGGGACUGUCCCCAGGAGCAUCAAUCAGGGAAGGUCUCAGAGACGUCACCCUGGCUCAACCGGAGAGCAUCCGCAGUGACCUGGAGAUGUCGGACACUCAAUCAGACGACAUCGCAGAGCUGACGUCAGACGACUGUGACUCUCCUCACCCGAAAAGCUGUCACCUGGGGGCCGGCCAGCAGCCCCAGGGCCCCUCCUGCCGAGUCCUGAACCCCUCCGAAGGCCUUCACUGUCCCGCAGACAGUAACGUCAUCCUCUACGUCUGAGAGCAGCUCUCAAGAUUGCACAAAAAAACAAACCAAUCCCCCAAAUGUUACAUUUGAGCUCUCUCUCUUUACUUCAUGGCUUCUUCAUUUCUCGUUUGCUGCUUUUGCGACUCACAGACACUUGUCUUAAACACAGACAGGGUUUGUUUACUUUUGUCUGUCUGUCUGUCUUAUCUAUCUACCUGUCAAUCUCCUCACUGAGUAAAUUGUCAGGGCUCUACCUCUGAGAUUUAUAAGAUAAAGAUUAAUGUUUACUAGUUGGUGCAAAAUGCCUUGGCUACUUAAGCAAAAAGAAAAAAGAGGUACAAAUUUUCCACAAGAAAUAUUGCAAAUUUGAAAUUAUGAAAUAAGGUGAAAUGUCACCAAGCACAGCAGAGGGAGAAGGACAGAGGGGAUGUUUAUAACAAUGUGUGAAUGAAUGUGAGCUUUGCACACAACUGUUGUGGCUUUAUUUUCUUCCUUUUCCUCAAUUUAUAUUCAGAUGACCUUGAAAUUGUAUUAUUUGCUGUGCGCAUUAUUCUGCAUGAGCCAUACCUUGUGUGAAAGGUUAUAAAGGGCAGUGUGUUUCUGUUACACUGGUGAAAGUUAAAGUUUACUUUAGAGGAUAAAUCUGUGCUUGAAUCUCACUUUCCCUGCACAAGGGAGGAGAAGCAGGACUGGGAGAAGUUUUGAAACUACAGAAAUAAGUGAUUGAGUUCUGACAAUGACAUGGCUGGUCUAUGACAGUUUAGGACCUUUUCCACACUGAGGACAUUUUAAAUAGUCAAGGACAGCCCAGUAUAGGGGACAGGGUUGUCCCACUUUUUUGUUCUGAGAUGUACAUCAAACAUUCAUUUAUCAUUUCACAAAUGAUCCACUGAGACACAUAUAUACGUAUAAACGUACCUAAAUAUAAUGUUAAUCUCAUAAAAGCAGAAACCAAAAGUCCUGCUGGUUUUUCUGCGAUUUUUAGUCUUCCUCAGGGGAUGGAGUUUACUCAUGGUGAUAACAUUUCUAACUAUGACAACUGAGCAAACUCUGUGACUGUGAGAAAGACUGUGAGCUGUGGUGGAAAACCCCUGAAAGAUGGGACUUUUUACGGUCAUUUUUGAAACUGAAGUGGUUACAAGUAAUUCAUUGCUAUCUAUAGUAUAUAAAAGUUAAAGUAAUAAAAUUUGAAUGGAUUUUCGCUAGGACUGCAACAAAUUUAUUUUCUUUAGUGAUUAUUCUACCAAUUAUUGUCUUAAGUUGUUAGCUGUUCACUCAAAGGACAAAUUUUCACCUCUAAUGUUUUAGAUGGUUUCAUUCCAGAAACAGCUUGAGGGCCAAAAAAGGUGAAAUAUUUGACAAUUUCAGUCCAAGGUCCAAAACAUUUAUAAAAUAAAAAGUAUAAUAUAUAUAUAUUAUAUAUAAUAUAGAAAAUAUUGAAAAACAUCCACUAUCAUUUUCCAACAGUCCAAAACCUAAAGAUUAUCAGCUUACUGACAUGAUAUGACAAUGAAAAACCACAAGUCCUCUAAUUGGGGAAGCUGGAACCAGAUAAAUAAUUAUAAUGAAGCGAUUAAUUAUUAUCAAAAUAGCUGCUGAUUACUUUUUUGUCACUUGACUAAUUGAUGAAUUAUUUCAGCUGUAAUUUGUGGUCAUUUUUGAAGACUCAUGGUCACUGAGGCUCUGAAUAAAACACUUGAUUUCCACCUGAAGCUGGCAGCCUAACCCGACGCUGCUCACUGUCAGAACUUUCUCACUGUGGUCCUGCUGUGUGUCAUGUGACUGGACCAUUGUUUUGGCUGCCAACACAACAGCAUGACACACGCUUGACUAAUUUUGGUUUCCAAUGUGUUAACUUGAUGUGCGACCCACUUGAACAUUGUGAGUGAAUGAAUGGGCUUCUGAUGAAUGUAUUUGUUUGUCCCAUGUUGUUUUUGAAUGAGCACUUGUGCACUUUAUCUGAAUUUAUUGUAUUUAUCUUUGUUUCAGUUUUUUUUUUUUUUUUUUGCUAUUCAUCAUCUGUUACUUUCUUUUUUAAUUGCAUACAAAUGUCUGUGGUACAACCAAAAUAAAUCACCUACCAGAAGGCCUUUUAUGUUGGAUGUAACUAAAGAAGAGUUCGGCUCCAAAACAUCAAAUAAGCAUUUUUUUUAAACAGAUGCUUUGUCAAGUUUAUCAUCCAGCCUUUUUUAAAGGGCAUCCAAGGAAUCUUUAUCAAUUUUGUGAUUUUUUUAUGUUUGUCUGUAUUAGUUUGUGUGUUACUAAUCAUCUUUUAAAAGUCAAUUUCACUUUUGGAGCCAAACACUUCAAAUAUUGAUGCCGAUAAGCUCUUCUUAAUCAUACUCACUAGCCUGAAUUGUUUCUUAGCUUUGUAUCACCUCUGUGCUUCGGUUUUCUACCAGGUUUUCUACCAGGUUUUCCUUUAAUCUGCAAGGAAUCGACUUGGGAACCUUUUUCAUCUCAGAGUAGCUUUAUGGAUUUAGCUGCUUAUAUAACCUGGCAGUGCUUUGUUUGGUCUGCACUUAUCACAUGUUUCUGCCUGCCUGCCUGUGAGAAAGCACGCGAAUGUACCACGGACAGAGUGUGCGUGUUAAUGGAAGUGUCCCAUUAAGACCACAAGUGGUCCUGUCCUUAUUUGAAAAGGUUUUAGAGUAUAUAGAUAGCAAUAUUUAAGUGUUAUUAUAUUAUGUUUGUGUAUUUCCUGUCUCUGUUCAAGCCCUGCCCUGUGUGGGGUUGUACAAGCAGGACUGUGAAAGACAACUUGUGGACCUUUGGGGAAAAUUAAAUAAACACAACCUGAUGUUGCACCAAA
This is a messenger RNA of Micropterus salmoides (largemouth bass), 5820 nucleotides long. RefSeq names its product ring finger protein 19B (gene rnf19b). Gene Ontology annotation, cellular component: cytoplasm; ubiquitin ligase complex. The record is from RefSeq and is a predicted model, not a curated record. Bases 846 to 3041 code for a protein of 731 amino acids. Gene Ontology annotation, biological process: ubiquitin-dependent protein catabolic process; protein polyubiquitination; positive regulation of proteasomal ubiquitin-dependent protein catabolic process. Gene Ontology annotation, molecular function: ubiquitin protein ligase activity; ubiquitin conjugating enzyme binding; zinc ion binding. Lineage: Eukaryota; Metazoa; Chordata; Actinopteri; Centrarchiformes; Centrarchidae. The transcript is spliced from 10 exons.